AAAUUCACCUUCCUACAACUCCUAAAUUUAAUGCCCCCACUCACUCAUCCUCAAGACCUUGCCACGUUCCUUCCCUCUCUCUCUCUCCCCUUCCACAAGGGAACAGUUCGAUGCCCCUCCGCCACCAUCUCCGGCGGCUCCACCUCCCUCCACCACCGCCACCUAGGUAGUAUCAUACGCAAGAAAGCAAGCGUAUUGACGACGUUGAACAUAAAAUGGCGCUGUCUAGACAAUUGAGUGUUGAUUUCAAGAACCGGGUGAUCACAUGCCUGAACCGGCUGUCGGACCGGGAUACCCUCGCGGCGGCCACGACUGAGCUCGAGGCCAUUGCGCGGGGCCUGCCGAAUGACGGAUUUGCCCCUUUCCUCACCUGCCUCUCCGCCACCGAUUCUUCUGAUAAGUCCCCUGUUCGCCGCCAUUCCGUCCGCCUCAUUGGGGUUCUCUCCGCCGCUCACGGCGACGCUCUGUCUCCUCAUCUCUCCAAGAUGCUCUCCGCCGUCCUCCGCCGCCUCCGCGACCCGGACUCCGCCGUCCGCGCCGCCUGCGUCGAGGCCGUUUCGUCCAUUGCCGCGCAGAUCACUAAGCCCCCGUUCUCCUCCAUCGUGAAGCCCUUCGUCGACUCCAUUUUCCACGAGCAGGACCACAACUCCCAGAUCGGCGCCUCGCUUUGCCUCGCCGCCGCGAUUGAAGCCACGCCGGACCCCGACCCGGCGGAGCUGAGAAAGCUGCUUCCGAAGCUCUACAAACUGGUGAAGAAUGACUGCUUCAAAGCGAAGCCAUCGCUGCUGUCUCUAAUUGGCAGCAUCGUGAGUGUUGGCGGUGCCGCCAAUAGAACCGUGCUGAACGGCUUAGUCUCCACUCUAGUUGAAUUCCUAAGCAGCGAAGAUUGGGCGGCGAGGAAGGCGGCGGCCGAGACCCUGGGGAGAUUGGCGGUGGCGGAGAGAGAUUUACUCGCUGAAUUCAAGCCCUCUUGCAUAGCCUCUUUAGAUACCAGAAGAUUCGACAAGGUGAAGGCUGUGAGGGAGACAAUGAACCGAGCAUUGGAUUGGUGGAAGGAGGUUCCGGCAACUUCAGAUGAAGUUUCGCCUCAGCUACAAGCCAAGUCGUCGCCAAAAGAUUAUUGCAGUGGUGCAUCUUCCCCAACUCCAUCGAAAAGCCCCAGUGAUGCUGGCUCCGAGACUCCACAGCCGAAGCGUUCUUUCUCCAGGAGCAAGUCUCUCGCAUCCACUAGCUCAUACUCGUCUACCAUCACCACACAAAAGAAUAGUCCUACUAAGAAGUUUGUCCGUGCGAAGUCAAAUGGAAGAUCCUCCGAAUCGAGUGUCACGAAGUCCUCUAAAGUGGAUACUCGAAGAUCCUCUGAAUUGAAAACAGAAGUCCCAGAAAAGCAGACUUCUUCGUUAGAGUUGGCAUGUGAUGAUAAUGAGAGUCGAGAUCUCAAUGUUUCUGAUUCAACAGAGAGUAAGAGUUGCAAGGAUAUGGGUUCUGGUGAAAAACAAUUCAAGUUUGGUAAUUCGAGAUUUGGAGCCCGUAUUGUCCCUGUUUAUGAAACAGAAACUUGCAGUUUGAGCGUACGUGAUGCAAAUGCCGUGAAAGAUGCCAUUGAAAGUAAGGAAGAGUACGAGGAUAUGUUUUUGAUAUAUAAACAGCUUCGACAGAUUGAGAGUCAACAGUCCAGCUUAAUGGACCUUCUUGAGAGAUUCAUCGGAAGUUCCCAGAAUGGGAUGAACUCGUUAGAGGAACGCGUGAAUGGACUGGAGAGGGUAUUGGAUGAAAUGCAGCAGUGUUUGGGGUUCUCCGGCAGAAGGAUUCCGACCACUGAUUAUACGGGAAGUACAUGUUUUAUGCUACCUCGGGCAGAGUUUUUGAGUCCUAAGUUCUGGAGAAAACAAGAAGGACAAAGCUACAACACGAGUUUUUCGCUCUCGAGUAGAAGUCAGCCAGAGAACACCAUGCACAUGAUGCCAGGUGAAGAUGACAUUGCACAAACACUAAUCGAAAAUAGUUCCAGAAAUCGCCAUCCGAGUAUGCAUGGCACCGGGGAAACAUUAGAGUCAUCUUCAACGAGGAAAUGGGAGAGCGCCCGAGGUUGCCUUGCUGGUAGGCUAAACGGGGCGGCACUUGCAAAUUGCAUAAAACAGGAGACCUGAGCAUGGGGGUUAAAAUUAUGGUCAGCCUUAUCUAUAUAUGUUGUUGUACAUGUUCCUACGUUUCAUCACGAAUCGAUGCAUAGUUAGUUUACUGCAGAAUACUCCCAUUUCUUUCUUUCAUGUUUAUUACUUGAUCCAGUAGCCUUCUUCUUUUAAGUCUAAUGCAGAAAACGUAUGUAUGAAGUUCUUUCAUGAUUCUGCCAAUUCUUUCCACUUUACUCGGUGAUCAUGUGAAGAUGCCAUUCAAAUACUACUCAAGAUUUAUCACUUUGGGUUCUUAAACAGUUAAAUAAUAAAUGCUACUUUUUGGUCUC
Messenger RNA from Ipomoea nil (Japanese morning glory), 2464 nucleotides. Its product is annotated as microtubule-associated protein SPIRAL2-like. The coding region runs from base 216 to 2150 and encodes 644 amino acids. The record is from RefSeq and is a predicted model, not a curated record. Gene Ontology annotation, cellular component: microtubule. Lineage: Eukaryota; Viridiplantae; Streptophyta; Magnoliopsida; Solanales; Convolvulaceae. The transcript has 4 exons. Gene Ontology annotation, molecular function: microtubule binding.